ACCCGACGGUCUCUACACAUCGAUUCGUCGCGAUUUCUCGAUACUUACCCGUUUAUCAACCUCGUCCGUCCAAUCCACGUCCGCAUCAACGUCUCACACUCUCUCUCAACACGAUACAAGAUGAACGAGUGGUCGAACGGUGAGGGUCCGGCAGCGCUGCAGCUGCUGUCAGUCGUCGCGUCGUGUCGCGAAUCGGGCGACGUGUUUGGUGAGGAGAGCGGGAAGACGAACGGGAACGACAUGGUCGUCGACGAAUGGAAGGAUAGGGGGGAAACUAGAGGGUCGGACGUCGAACAGACGAGAACGCGAGACGAGGACGGAAGGUCGGACGCGUCAUCACAUUCGGAUCAUUAUCCGGGGAUUGACUCGGCACAUUUGGAUCAGCAUCCGGGGAUUAACUCGGAGUCAAAUCAUGAGGAUGGCGAGAGAGGGCGCGAGGACAAACUGAUCGAUCAGGAUGGUACUGAUUCGACUUCUUGUGCUAAUGCUGGCGUCAACGACUCAGAGUAUGAGAUCGAAACGACUGUGAGUUGCACAUUGAACGGAAAUGCUGGCGACAAUGGCUCGAGUACAUCGGAAAUUACACCAUCUGAGGUGAAUGUUAGCAAGUCUAAGCAGCUGAUGAAUGCCAAGUCGAAAAGGAACGGACCUCUACCGACGAUGUGGCGUCACCUACGCCUCAAGAAAGGUCACCACGAACUUGUCGAGGUUCUCGUAAGAGCCGAGUUUGGAUCGGUCGACAUGCGAGCUCUACAGCGUUGCAUUACCAAGUACACCGAGCAGGGGUGGACAUCGAAGCACCUGCUCGCAAGCACGAACGACAUCUACAAAUUUCCCUUGCUUCAUUGGGCUGCCGUAUUGGGGAGAUUCAAGGCGGUUAAGUUUUUGUUGGAGAGGGGUUUCAGUUGUCUUGAUCAGGCCGAGGAUACAGGUGGGACGGCUCUUCAUGCCGCCACGUUGCACUUAGUUGCGGCUCGUCGUAAGGUCGCCCCGGCUAAAUACAUCUUCGAACGACUGGUGGGAUUGCUUCGUGAGUCAUUGAUUAUUCAAGAUAAUGAGAUGGCGUCACCGAUGCAUCGAGCAGCCGAGCAGUUGGCUUUGGGUGUACACGCCGACCACUACGAACAUUGUCUUAUUAUGAUGCUCGUUCAAGCGGUCAAUGAAUUUGGAACUGCAUCCCUCGUGACCGAUCUACAGAAUCAGGACGGCAACACUGUCCUUCACAUUUUGUGCAAACACGAUGCAGUAGCCUAUCGAAGUAUCAAAGCAUUUCUGGAAGCAGGUGCAGAUCCCAAUAUUCUUAACAAUGCAGGUAUGAUGCCAGCCGAUCUUGCCACCCACAGCGGUGCAGAGAGGAAUGCCAGCCUUUUACUGACGACUCACUCGUUGACCGGUUCCGUUCGAUCUGCAGCUGCUCUUGCUUCUGCUGUCAACGCUGCUCAGCAGUCACCCACCCCGACUACUCAACAGUCGCCCACCACAGACACUCCACCACCCGAUAAAGAGGACUCGGAUGCUCUUGUUGCUGCUUCCAACAAGACGGCAGGAAGUCAGAGAAGAAAGGACACCAAGACAGCAGCGAGAAGGCGCCAACCAAGCCACUCGAUAUCUCCCUCCAAGCAAACUCCAGCAUCCAAUGAAAAGACAGGCGCUAGCAAGAAGAAGACUGCACUGGCUCAGAGCACUCCCAUUUACAGAAGGAAAACACUUCGACAACAGGCAGCGUCGAAGUCUAGUCGACUAUCCAAAGUGCCCGAUUCAUCUUCACCUCUCGAUAUUCCUGAUCUCAUCGAGAGCUUCUGUGAAACGCCCACUGCGGAACCUGUUAGCAAGAGGAAGACAAAAUCAGUACCCAUUCCUAGAAACAUCGCAUCAAGAACAACCAGACAUGCCAACUCGUCUACUCAACCGACCGUCUCAGCCACAGGCGUUAAGAGAAAGGCAGAACCGUUGCCGUUGGCAACAAGCAAGAGGUCGAAACUGCAACCUACGAAGCCCAAACCUUCUCGAGUCGACCAAACGGUCAAGACCUCGUCCACCAGACGCAAGAGGAAGAGCUCGCGCAAGGCGUCGGCAGAGACCUUUGAGACAGCGUCCUCAUUCGGGGAGAAGCAGCAAGAAGAGGAAGCCAACGAGAACGCCUCCUAUUCGGCCUACAUGUUCCCGUCGUCUGAAGAGGGAAUGAUGGAGGUGUCGUACGAGCCAAAGCAGGAGGACGAAUCCGGCAGUCUCGCGUCUGGAACGGAGAUCUACUGCAACCCAGCGCCGGACGGAGGUCAGACGUACAGUCUGAAAGCGGCGCACACGCCCCUUAAUUCGCCCUACUUUCACCAAGCGCGUCACAAUUUGGACGCCAUUCUGGGACGACUGACGAGGAAAUCGGAGGUCUCCGACGCCGCUUUCCGAUCUUCGUCUGUCGCUCAGUCGCUGUCGACUGACGACUCGCUUGUGGAGUCUCUGAUGGCCACCGGCCUAAUGGAUCAGCUGCCGGAAUUAGCAAAGAAAACGAAGGCAGAAACGGAGACAAGCCUCACCACAAUUACAAAGGACAUUGAGAUUGUCGACGAGGAGCUGCAGGAUGCGUGUCGCAAGGUUGAGAGCAAAUGCAAGGAGAUCGAGGCGCUGACGGACCAGGCGGAGAUCCUCAUGCGAGAGCUCGACGAAUUGAGAGGGAUCGAGGACGGCGUGCGAGAGAAGAAGCGCGAGGCCGAGGAGCGUCUCCAGUUGGCCAAGGUACGCAUGGCGCACUGCGAUCGCAUAGCGGAGGAGGCACCUCUGCUGCAGAAGACGUUGCCCGCAUGCAAGACCGAGGAUGGUUCCCACGCUGACAGUACGGAUGCGAUGUAGUAACGACGGAAUCAGUAAAGAUGAGUUAGAGUAUGGAGUAGGAAUAGAUGUAUAGCGGCGUAUCGCUUCAAGUAUUGCCUGACAUACCUAAAUCUGAAAUUUAAAUAAUUAGGGAAUGGUGACACGUCACUAUGUCGUCGAAUGUUUUACUUAGAGUGAUGGAUAAAAUAUUUAGUGAA
This is a messenger RNA of Corticium candelabrum, 3026 nucleotides long. RefSeq lists its product as uncharacterized. Lineage: Eukaryota; Metazoa; Porifera; Homoscleromorpha; Homosclerophorida; Plakinidae. Gene Ontology annotation, molecular function: protein binding. Gene Ontology annotation, biological process: protein localization to ciliary inversin compartment. The record is from RefSeq and is a predicted model, not a curated record. Gene Ontology annotation, cellular component: ciliary inversin compartment. Bases 121 to 2847 code for a protein of 908 amino acids. The transcript is spliced from 6 exons.